This is a messenger RNA of Sphaeramia orbicularis (orbiculate cardinalfish), 1597 nucleotides long. Its product is annotated as N-acylethanolamine-hydrolyzing acid amidase. Gene Ontology annotation, cellular component: lysosome. Gene Ontology annotation, molecular function: fatty acid amide hydrolase activity. Lineage: Eukaryota; Metazoa; Chordata; Actinopteri; Kurtiformes; Apogonidae. The coding region runs from base 289 to 1353 and encodes 354 amino acids. The record is from RefSeq and is a predicted model, not a curated record. The transcript is spliced from 11 exons. Gene Ontology annotation, biological process: fatty acid metabolic process.
GUCUCUGUUUGGGUGAGUUUUAGACCCGGGACGGGGACCAGGAGGACCAGGAGGACCAGAGACCAGGUCCACGGACCAGGUGGACCAGAGACAAGGACCACACACUAGGGCUGGAGACCAGGUCCAGACAAGGAACACCAGAGACCAGGAGGACCAGAGACCAGGACCAGCCCAGGAGGACCAGAAUCCCGGAUCCGCCUUCAUCUCUGUUCCGGAUCAGUGGACUUGACCGGGGUACCAGAGUCCCGGAUCCGUCUCAGGUUCCGGUCCGGUCCGGCUCGUGCAGUCAUGUGUCUCCGGACCGGGCUCGUGCUGGUACCGGUGCUGUUUGGGCUCGCGCUGGGGGACGUGGCUCCGCCCACGAUCAACGUGAGCCUGGACCAGGACCCGGAGGUCCGAUGGAAGCCCCUCAUGGACAUCUACGACCCGGACUACCUGAGGGAGGCGUCCGCUGAGGUCAUAGACUCUACCAUCCCCAAAUGGAUGCAUCAUGCAGUGAUUCCCAUUGUGACGGCCUUGGAGAAGUUUGUUCCUCAGCCGUAUGCGGGGGAGAUCCGCGGCAUCGCCUCGCUCCUCAAAGGAAACUUGGCCGACGCUGUCAUGCUCAAUUUCGCAUAUGAAGUGUCAGCAUUCUGCACCAGCAUCGUGGCUCAGGACACAAAGGGACACGUGUACCACGGCAGGAACCUGGAUUAUCCACAUCCUGUCCUCAGGAAUCUGACCAUCAACAUCAAUUUCCUCAAGAAUGGAAAGGUGGCGUAUCAAGGAACGUCUUUUGCCGGAUACGUUGGGCUGUGGACGGGACAGAGUCCACAUAAGUUCACUGUGUCUGGAGACCAGCGAGGUACUGAACACUGGUGGAACUGGUGGAAGAAUGUGGUGUCUGCAUUCCUGUUUCGGCGUUCUCCGGUCAGCUGGUUGGUGAGAGAGACGCUGGAGGACGCCGAGGACUUCACGGACGCCGUCAUGCGUCUCUCCAAAACCCCCAUCAUCGCUGGCGUGUAUUACAUAGUGGGCGGGGUCAGAGCCGGGGAGGGCGUGGUCAUCACCAGAGACCGGGCGGGCCCCGUGGAUAUCUGGCCCCUGGAGCCCCUGAACGGAGGAUGGUUCAGAGUCGAGACCAACUUUGACCACUGGCGUCCGACCCCCUCAAGAGAUCAUCGGCGGGAAGUUGCCAAUAAAGCGUUAAACACCACCGGGCAAAAUAACAUCAACAUGCACACGCUUUAUAAGGUUUUGUCGCUCUCUCCAGUGUGUAACGGAAUUACUGUCUAUACAACCAUGAUGAGCGCAGCGUCCCCUGACAACUACAAGACACUGGUCAGAGCAAAGGGUUGUCCCUGGAUGGAUUGAACAGAAACACCAAGCAGUGAGGCAGAUUCUUUUCUGCUGAGUCGUCGUGUCUGAACUUCAGCUGCUUUACCUGCACAUUCUUAAUCCUUUUGCUUAAUAAAUGUGAAUGUAAACGGGAGGACGAGGGGUUAAAUUCAGGGUGAUUCUGCUUUUCUAGCUCUUCUUACAAAGAAAAGUCUAAUUAUUUUUGUGACCUAAUGUAUCUAAUUCAUGCAAUAAGCGGAAUAAAAUUUUGUUACUUGUU